GGAACCCCUUGCCUGAAGUGCAACAGUAUGUGUUUUGGAGGCUUCAAGGUCCUGUGUGGGUGGAAAUGGCACCAAUCCAGAGCACACAAGAUAAGAAAAUUAUGUAGGAAGACAAAUCAAUGAAUAAUAAAAUAUUAACCAGCAGCAGGGUGAGUGGAAGAGGGUGAGCUGCAGCGAUCUGUCCAGGAGCUACAUCGCUUAAAAUGAUCACCAGUCCAAACGUGGGUUUGGUCAACGUGGAGAAUAUGAAGCUCGGGCCUUCACUGCUGAUGAUGCUCUGUUUACUUAGACAUGGACUGACAGGUGAAGUCUAUACAGCGUCUCCUGAGAACACCAAUCUGGACAGCUCUUUUCUGUUUAAUGGCACCGGUACGCCACAGCGGGUUCCUGAGGAAUGCAACUUGAGCCUGGAGACUCAGCGGGCAGUUGGUGGUGCUAUAACUCAAUUGGGACUAAAGCUACUAGUGAAUCUGCAGCCUGGAACUGAACAACCAAACGUCGUUCUGUCUCCACUGAGUAUUUCUCUUGCACUUUCACAGUUAGCUUUGGGUGCCAGGAACGAGACCGAGAAGCAACUGUUAGGAGCUUUACAUGCAGCUUUGCUAUCUGACUAUUAUAAAACUUUAAGCUGCCUACAAGAACAACUGAUUGUCAAGGCCGUUAAAGUGGCCUCUCGUAUCUACCUCAAACCAGGCUUUGGCCUGAGGAAGGAAUUUCUGGAACGAUCCCUUCAGCUGUUCAGAUCAUCACCCAAACCUAUUACUUCUGUAGAAGAAGUUAAUCAGUGGGUCGAGGAGGCUACAGAUGAUAACAUCAAGAACUUUUUGUCCAUUCUUCCACCCAGUGUGGUCUUGAUGCUGAUAAACGCUGUUCAUUUUAAAGGGGAGUGGAAGUCUCGCUUUGAUGCACGUUUCACUACCAAGGAUCUUUUCUACAUUGACAGACAGACAUCUGUAAAGGUGGACAUGAUGAUGGGAUCCAAACAUCCUCUCAGCAUGUUUGUGGAUGGAGAGCAGGGCAUACAGGUUGCUCGAUUCCCUUUUCAAAAAAACAUAAGCUUCCUGGUGGUCAUGCCCAUGCAAUCAGAAAAUUUGUCAAGAGCAGCAGCCAACCUCAACAUCUCGGAGCUUUACAGAAGGCUUCCAAACGAAAUCCCGAUGCUCGUCAAACUGCCCAAGUUCAAACUGGAAUAUAAACAGGAUUUGCAACAAGCGCUCACAAGCAUGGGUUUGGGUGCACUAUUCUCUGGCCCUAAUCUGUCUGGUAUUGCAGAAGGCCCUCUUGUAGUGUCUGGUGUCCAGCAUGCCUCCAGUAUAGAGUUAAACGAGGAGGGUGCUCAGGCCUCGGCUGCUACCUCGGUCACUCUGGUGCGCACCAUCCCCAUCUUUGCAGUCAACAUGCCAUUCAUCUUUGCCAUAGUGGACGAUGUUUCGCAUGCACCCCUCUUCCUCGGGACGGUCACCAACCCGAAUCCUGGAGCCACAGCCGAAUUAAGCGAUGACCCCGAAAUCUUACGUUUCCUCAGCAGCAACAUGCCAAGCGAUAAACCUCAGAAUGAUGACCCGUAUUGGGAUAACAUGCUCCAUGACGAGUCUCAAUGAACCAGAAAACAAACGCGUCUCCCAAACGUCAGAAUUGAUGAGGGGCAGAUUGGCCUGAGUUGAGCACAGAAAUGCAUGGACCUCUCCCAAUCCAGACACUGUACCUACACAUGCACAUUUUUAUGAUCCGAUCAGCCGUAAUGCCACAGGACAUGGAUAAAAAAAAACAAAAGAAACCUAGAUAUUUAAAGUAUGUUCAAAUGACUUUAAACAUUAGUUUUAUAUUCCAUUUGUAAUGAGUUGUCAAUCAUAUAUCCAAUCAUAUUUACGUUUUGUUAUGUUUUGUGCUUCUUCUUCCUUUUUGUUUUUUCUUCAUGAGAAACUGCAUGUUGUCGGGAGGUGGAGGCGAUGUAGCUUUUUCUCCUUCUCUGGUCAGAAAGUGAAACUGUAGCAAUUAAAUUGUCACAAGGUCACAACUCUGUUCUGACAUUGCAUUUCUGUAAAUUAUAAUAAUGCCGAAAUUUUUUGCAUCUAUACUGCUUUCAAACUUUUAUAGUAACUUCUAUAAUUGUAGGUAAAACAGACUUAUAAUAUAAUAUAACAUUAUAUAUAUACAGUACACUGCAAAGGUUUUUGCAAGGUUUUGGCAGUUGCUAAAAAGUAAGAAUGCUUUCAAAUAUAUAUUUUUAAUGGGUUUUAUUUAUCCAUUUACAUAAUGCAGACAAGUGAAGCAAAUAAAAGCAUCAAAUCAA
Messenger RNA from Silurus meridionalis, 2293 nucleotides. It is a transcript of the gene serpinf2a, whose product is annotated as serpin peptidase inhibitor, clade F (alpha-2 antiplasmin, pigment epithelium derived factor), member 2a. Gene Ontology annotation, biological process: negative regulation of endopeptidase activity. Lineage: Eukaryota; Metazoa; Chordata; Actinopteri; Siluriformes; Siluridae. The coding region runs from base 204 to 1601 and encodes 465 amino acids. The record is from RefSeq and is a predicted model, not a curated record. Gene Ontology annotation, molecular function: serine-type endopeptidase inhibitor activity. The transcript is spliced from 9 exons.